UUUUUACUCAUGUGUUUUCAUUCAAAUGGCGAUUAAAGUUAGGUUAUAAUAGUGCAUUUAUAACAAUUAUUAAUUAUCCGUCAACAAUUAUUUAAUCGUAUCAAAAAAUACGAAUGUAAAAUAUUCACGUUUAAUCGUUAACCUACUAAUUAGUUAUUAUUAUUAUUUAUUGAUGCGAGUAAUUUCUUUUUUAAUGAAAUGUCAAAAUUUUUAGCAAUGGAACAAAACACCGAACGUAUAAAAUAAUGGUUUCUACACGUGGACCUAAAUUUAAAUUCUGUGAUGGUGAAAAAGUGCUUUGUUAUGAGCCUGAUCCCACGAAAGCUAAAGUGUUGUAUGAUUCUAAGGUUUUAGAUGUUAUUAUUAAUAAAGAUCAACGAGGAAGAAAAGCAGUAGAAUAUUUGAUACACUUUCAAGGAUGGAACUCAUCAUGGGAUCGUUGUGUAACAGAAGAAUAUGUUCUAAAAGACACCGAAGAGAAUCGACAACUUCAGAGAGACCUUGCACAGAAAGCACAACUUCAACUGGGAGCCUACUUAUAUCGCCGAGAACGUAAGAAAAGAAGUCACAAAUUAUCAGAUCGUCUAAACGAAUCAGAAAAUCAGGAACCACGGAGGAGAGCGAGAAGCGGUGGCAGUAGAGCUACUUCUGCUACUACUGGAUCUUCUGAAGAUGGUAGUUCAGGACAACAGGCUGAUUACGACACAGAAGAAAUUAUUACAGAAGAAGAUAGCGAAAGUAGUUCAGAUUAUGUUGGUGAAAGUAGUGAUGAUGAAGGCAGUGGUGGUGGAAGUCAAUCUGGUGCAAGCGUUAAGCCAGGAGUUGAUCUUGAUAUAGGUACCACCCUGAAAAGAAUUUUGGAUUUAGAUCAUGAUUUAAUUACUAGUAAAAACAAGUUGGCUGUAUUACCUGCGCAACCAACAGUUUCGAGUAUUCUAGAGUCAUGGGUGCAACAUUUUACUACAACACAAUUAACAAACAUUCCAGACAAACCGCAACGAAAUAAAACUAAUAAUUCCAUAGAAAAAACAAUAAAUGAAGUUAACAUAUGCAGAGAAAUAGCAGAUGGAUUGCGUAUAUACUUUGACUUCACUUUACAUGAUCUUUUAUUAUACAGACAAGAAAGAGAACAGUACUGUACAUUAAAAUCUUCAUUUUUAUACGCGGAACAGGUGCAAAUAAUAAAAGAAGAAACGAUCGAACAUACAGAUAUUUCGAUCAAAGAAGAAUUCGAAGAUACAGAAUAUGCUCAUUUACCACCAUUUCAAGAACACGAACAAGACAUAGAAUCUACUUCCAAAAAUACUAUUAAUUCUAAGCGAAGAUUAAGAUCGUACAGAUUUGGUUCUGUAGAAGAAAAUAGACAAUUGCGUUCUUUCGAUGAUGUUAAAACUGAUCCGGGAAAUUUAUCGAGCAUAGCAAGUACAAGCUCCAGAUGUUCUAGUCCACGCGGUGUAACACUGAGAAUGCCUGUUAUUCCCUCUGCCCAAAUAAACGCUUUACUACAACAAUCGAAUAAAUGGAGAUUGAUACCGGAUUCUUCGACGUGUAGUAAUAAUACUCCAAAUCCUUCUACUUAUUACGGCGCUAUUCAUCUUACACGACUAUUUGUGAUAUUACCUGAUUUGUUGCAAUCCGCUGAUAUUCCAAAUAAAAAAUUAAAACUUCUAAUGAAAUAUUUAGAUAUGUUUCUCAGUUACUUGGAAAUGCAUAGAGAAUGGUUUGGGGAGCAAUUUUAUAUGCAAGUAGAUAACCAAUCAAUGAUACAAGCGAGCAGCUCGUGACAUAGAUAAAAAUUCGGUAUAAUAUAUUGAUAUUUAAUCUAAUAUGAAACUAUUAGACAUACCAUCAACUUAUAUGUUUGUAUAUGUUAUAUCAAAGGAUAUAAAUUCCAAAUAAAUAAUUUUUGUGAUAUA
Molecule: messenger RNA, 1916 nt
Organism: Polistes canadensis
Lineage: Eukaryota; Metazoa; Arthropoda; Insecta; Hymenoptera; Vespidae
Gene: msl-3
Product: male-specific lethal 3 homolog
Exons: 11
Coding region: 246-1784 (512 amino acids)
Biological process (GO): regulation of DNA-templated transcription; chromatin organization
Cellular component (GO): MSL complex; NuA4 histone acetyltransferase complex; nucleus
Source: RefSeq, a predicted model, not a curated record